GCUUGCACAGUUGCUUGAUCUUAUCAGUUCAAAGGUCGCUGUGAGCCUCACCCAACACAACCAGAUUGUAUCAGAUUGUGGUGACUUUCACUCACUUGAGUCGUAGCCAGGCAGCUUCACGCCACGCACCGCCCUUCUCACCACAAUGUCAUCACCAAAUCAAUCACCAAAUACGAAUUUUGCAAUCGACGUGAGCAAGGUUCUGACGGAUGAACAGGUGCAGCGCGCGCUGCGAGCAGACCAAGGCAGUAAGGCCCGCCUCUCCUCAUGGGCCGUGGUGGACUUCACAGAGAAAGGCGAUAAUUACGCCACUAUGGUCACCUCCCUGAGUGUUGUUUACGUAUUGGAGGGCGAGGAGAACACUACGUCCUAUGUUGUGAAGAUCAAUCCCAAGAUGGGUUUUAUAGAUUCAUUGAAUGGGCUCACGCGAAUAUUUUUCGACAAAGAGACUGAGUUUUACUGUAAAAUCCUUCCGGCCAUGAACGAUGAGUUACGACGCCUGGAUCUGACUCCACUGAACUUCCCCAAGUGCCACUACUCAGACCUGGAGAGUGACAACGAAGUGAUCUUCAUGGAGGACCUCAGGGACAAAGGCUUCCAGAUGUACGACCGCAAGAAAGGGCUGGACUCGAUCCAUACGACCCUCAUCGUGAAGGCGCUUGCCCGCCUGCAUGCCGCGUCGCUGUUGCUGCAGGCACGGACACCCGACACGGACCUAGUGGAUAGGUUCCCUUUUCUGAGGAAGGACUGGCAUAACACAUCAGAAGACGACGACGUAGAUAUUCUUGGUAAGAUGUGCAAACCUGGCCUCGAUAUGGCGGAGGCCGUUCUACAGCGAUACAAGAGCCAUGGCGGAGGGGAUCCCUGGGUGGCGGAGGUGAAGGACAGGGUCACUGAAUUCUUUAUCAGCGUGAUCAAAAGAGAGGCUCCCUUCGAGGUGAUCUGCCACGGGGACUGCUGGAACAACAACGUGCUCUUCAGGUACAACGACGCCGGACAGCCGGUGGAGGUGAUGCUUGUGGACUUGCAGCUUGCGCGAGUCUCCUCCCCAGUCAGUGACCUCGCUUACCUCUUCCUCACGAGUCUGGACGGCCCCGUGAGAAAGGACCACACAGGCGCCUUCCUCAACGCUUACCACGAUGCCUUAGUGUCAGUGCUUGGAGCCGCGGGGAGGCCGGCCCCCUUCACACUGCCGCAGCUCCGUCAGGAAUACGAGCGAAAGCAAGACUACGGGCUACUUUUUGCCUGCAUGUCAGUAAUAGCUAUUCUCAGCAGCAGCGAAGAACUUCCAGACUUGGGGAGCCUUAAACAGGAAGAUAUCCCACUACUGCAGCAGAACUACAAGAAAAUGAACUUGGAAAAAAUGGAUCGCGACCUAGCCAUGCGUUCUCGAUAUCUCUCCUUGUUUGAUCGCUUUAAAGACGAAUAGUAUGUAAGUAGCCGUCAUUGUAAGCGUGCUUUGUGUUGCUGAAAAGGCACCAUUUAUUACGUAAGUCAAUACCUCUUAUUAACACAUGGAAGUUUCUCCACAAUAUUGUAUGGUGAUUCUAGGGAUUUGAUUCACUUAACGAAAGAAAAACGUUUAAAUGUGUAAUUUUAUGGAAAGUUACGGUUCUUUCAUAAAAAAAAGCGUAGUAAUGAUAUACUCACGUAAAUAAAGUUUUCACACUCGGCAUGCUACUUGCAUCCCUGGACUCCUGAAGCUGUGAAGUUAUAGUUUGUGCUGCACGCCAAAGCCCGCAUAUUGCUGUGAAGCCUUCAGAGAUUCAGGAUGCUCUCCACUGAAUUAAUGUUGUUUAUAAUAAGGUGGAGAUCAGAACUGCCAGAUGUGCGAUAAUUAGUAUUUCUAUGGCCAAGGCCACUAACUCAGUCAGCAGUUGCCUGAUUCACCAGACAUAAUAAUAUUUCACAGACAAAUUGGACAACUGGAUCUCUAUUUUCUAUGUACUACAUUAUAAGAACAUAAGAACAUAGGGAAACUGCAAGAGGCCGGGUGGCCUACACAGGGCAGCUCCAGAAUCCCCCCCACUACUCACGGUGGGUGAGGUGUAUUUACAGGGGUUACAGGAAGAGGCUUGAUCCUCGUGCUAGGCACGCAUCCAAUACCCCGUCACCUUACUGCACACACACCUCACUGCCACCUGUCGUCCUCGUCCAUGUAGCUAUCCAGUCUACUCUUAAAACAAGCUAUCGUCCCUGCACUAACAAUGUGAUUGCUGAGUCUGUUCCAUUGUUAUCACUAUGCGAUAAGAUAGAAUAAUUACAACACUUUUACACAUUACUCCAUGCUAUAAAGACUUUAAUAAUGGAAAUAAGUGUAUAUAGAUGUUUCAUGAACUUCGUACCGUCUGUUUUCCUGGGACAAAUUAUUAUUUUAUGUAUUGAUGGAUUAAACUCAAUGUUUUAUUUUUAUUUUUAUAUAUUUUAAUUAAAGGAAAUGCAUUUACACAGAA
Eriocheir sinensis (Chinese mitten crab) is the source of this 2453-nucleotide messenger RNA. RefSeq lists its product as uncharacterized. The transcript has 3 exons. Lineage: Eukaryota; Metazoa; Arthropoda; Malacostraca; Decapoda; Varunidae. The record is from RefSeq and is a predicted model, not a curated record. The coding region runs from base 146 to 1429 and encodes 427 amino acids.